AUGAUUACUUUCCAGCAAGAAAUUUUAAACUUGGUCAAGUGUUUCAGAAGACAAUGGUGUUUAUUUUCAAACUCUGAAAGGACUACGGUAUGUGGAGCAGACUGCAUGCUGAUGGCAUUGCAACUGUCCAUGGCUGAAGUCAAUAAACAGCACCAUGGAGACUUCACAGUAUCACUUAGUGAUGUGCUGGAAACUUGGAACUAUUUGUUACAUGACAAACUGGGAUUAUCAUAUGAAAACAUGAAAGAACCUGAAAAUUAUGCUGAUGUAAAAAAAACCUAUCACACCUUCUUAGCAAGAAGCAAUAUGUUAGAUCUAGUAGACAUACGUCAGAAGUGCUAUAGUCUUGGACUUUUACCUGAAGAUGAAAGCAUAACCCCUGUUCAGCUGUUGGAAUUCAUUUCUGGCAUAACGAAUGUACAAGAAAAUAAUGAUUCUGUUCUUUCUACUCCUUCUACACAAGUCAACAGACAGGGCCAGGAGAAUGUGAAGGCAGCAAUCCUGGCAAAGAAGUCUGUCUGUUCAUAUUUAAGUCUGUUGGUGAAUUCUAAGGAUGAUCUGUCGCUGGCUCAUGUUCUAAAUGUUCCUGACAGAGGACUUGGUAGAGAAGCCUUCACUAACCUGAAACAUGCCUCACAGGAGAAGAAAAUGUCCAUUUUCCUGAUGGCAACAUCUUUUAUCUGAACCAUAGAACUUGGAGGAAGAGACUGUGCAUCUUCUUUAUAUGACCCUUUAAGAGCCCAUGUAAAGGGGCUCUCCAACUUUGUUAAUUUUAUUGACAAGCUACAAGAAAUUGUUGGUGAAAUCUUAAAUCCCAGAAUCGCAGGGGGGCGAAUUCUGUCAACAGUGAAGAUGCAUUUGAUAAAAGGCCGAAGCAAUGGGGAUCCUUUCUGUCAGGCAGUAGAGGAAGUUGUACAAGAUUUGGAUUUGAAGAUUAAAAAUAUUAUCGAUUCACAACAGGAAAUCUUGACUGCUAGCACUACUGGAGUCAGUCCAACACGGCCAAAACUGCAUUCCAUAAAUCAUGGCACUGCAUAUUGUGGCAGAGAUACUGUAAAGGUCUUAUUAGUUCUUCUGGAUGAAGAAUCCGUCCAUCCUCCUACCCAGAACAAAGCUGAUCUGUUAUAUGACAAUGAAAGCUUAGAUUUGUUUGGAAUCACCUCUGUUUUGACACUCUUCAGAUCUCCAGUACAAUCCAGUGGAUCUUCUCCAAAACCUCUUAGACAACGUAUUCAGAAAUCUGUGGAAGAGAAAGUAAUUAAGAUGAAGCAAUCUUCAAUUAAAUCCCAGUUUGCAUGUACAUAUAAAAGUGAUUUGAGUGAAAUGAGUCGUCAUCGUUCCCUUGAAAUUCCAACCUGCAAACAUCCUGCACCAAAGGAACAUUUGAAAGCCGGAUAUGGGACAGAAGGUACAAAUUCAUGUCUUGAUGUACCAGUGCUUGGAACUAUUUCUGAAAGUCUUCACCAGACUAGAAGUUGUACAGAAAUGGGAAAGCUGAGUUGUCAGCCAAGGAACAAGAACUCCAAGAAUGAACAGAUGGAUCUGAAUCUGAAUAAUGACAAAGUAAUCUGUGACAAGGAAAGUGAACCAUCUUUGCAAAAAAAUGCUAAAAGACUUAAGACUUCAAACAACUCUCAGAAGGAAUUGGACACCAAAAUUGGUGGAAAAAGAAAACAGACCAAAACUUCAAGUAAGAAUAAGCUGAUUGCUGGUCAGGCAAAAUUAACUGAGUUUUUUCGACUAUAGGUUUUUGUUUUGACAUUCAUAGUAUGUUGACAGUUGUAGAAUUUUGUGAGAAAAAGGGUGAAAUUCAUGAAUUGUGUCCUUUCAUACUGAAAUAACUGAAAGUAACCUGUGUACAAUAUUAGACAACUUAUUACAAGUCUGGAUUAUGCUGAAGUCUUUUAUUUUAUAAUAGCAACACAUUGAUAGUAAUUGCAAUUUGUUGUUUUUGGUAAUGAAUUAUGUAUCCCUCUACAAUGAGAUGGGAAAUUAUUUUUGGUUGCAUAUGUAUAGCCACACUAAAACACAGUAAUUCAAAUUACAUUAAAUUCAAAAUAAAAUAUGUAAUCUUCAAAGAUGGUGGUGCAGAUCAGUAGUUUUCAUGCUUGCCAACAAGGUCGAUAGACUCUUCCCAGCAUACACCUGAGUACUACAGGAGAAAAAAAAAAUGCUGAAGGUUUCAGUCUUCAAAGAAUGAGAAUUCUUAUGGCCUCUGAAAACAGUAAUUUAAAAAAUGCUCCCUCCCCUGUGCACCGAAUCACAACAGACAUGGAGUUUCUACAUGAAAUUUUAUCAAAUUGCUAUAUUGACAUUGCACUAUACUUUACCAGAAUGAAAUGAUUUUUUGCGUAAAAAUAAAAUUUAUUUACUGUCAAAAUCUCUUCUUCCUAUAGGGAAUUUAGCUGAAUUUUCUUCAUCUGUGGUUUCUCUUUCCUGUAUUGACCCAAUAUUUCGAAUUUCAGCAUCAGCUGGAAAAGCCAUGGCUCCCUUCAGUAGCUGUUUUCUACCUAAGUUGAUUGGCCUAACGUGAUUUAAGAAAUCACGUCUGGAACCUGUGUCCUGUUUUGAGGGAAAACAAGAGUAGUGGUUUAUCUUUAUU
Myiozetetes cayanensis is the source of this 2602-nucleotide messenger RNA. RefSeq names its product PARP1 binding protein (gene PARPBP). The record is from RefSeq and is a predicted model, not a curated record. Gene Ontology annotation, cellular component: chromatin. Gene Ontology annotation, biological process: negative regulation of double-strand break repair via homologous recombination. NCBI's taxonomy places the organism in Eukaryota, Metazoa, Chordata, Aves, Passeriformes, Tyrannidae. The transcript has 10 exons.